Messenger RNA from Nerophis lumbriciformis (worm pipefish), 3180 nucleotides. Lineage: Eukaryota; Metazoa; Chordata; Actinopteri; Syngnathiformes; Syngnathidae. The record is from RefSeq and is a predicted model, not a curated record.
AUGGAGUGUAGAGAUAUCAAAGAUCAGUGUCCACUGGUCCAAGCCAUUUUCAGCAGAAAUACUGAAGAAGUGACAUUUUUGCUAAGCCAUAAAGAGGAUGUCAAUUCAUUGGACCGCGAACAAAGCACGCCGCUUCACGCCGCCGCCUACCUCGGCGAAGUGAACAUGAUGGAAGUACUUAUCGGCGCAGGUGCCAAUGUCAACGCCAAGGACCAAGGUUUGUUGACUCCUUUACAUCGAGCGGCCGCCUCCAGAAAUGAAAGGGCCGUGGAGCUGCUUUUAAAGCACGGUGCGGAAAUCGACGCACGGGACCAAUUCUGGCACACGCCGCUUCACGUGGCCGCGGCAAACUGGGCGACGCGCUGCGCCGAAUCGCUGAUGCCGCUGGCGCGCGGCCCGGAUGUCUACGACCGCUCGGGAAGAACGCCUUUGCAUCACGCGGUGUACAGCGGAAACGCAGAGGUACGCUUCCCCGAAAUGGUGAACUGGCUUCUCGGCAACGGCGCCGACGCGAGCGGCAAAGACAAAAUGGAAAGGCGACCCAUCCACUGGGCCGCGUAUCUCGGUCAUUUGGACAUUGUGAAGAUGCUGGUGUCUCACGGCACGGAUGCCGCGUGCAAAGACGAACGUGGCUCGACGCCGCUCCACGCCGCAGCCAUUGGCGGACAUUUAGAUGUGCUCAAAUAUCUGUUGGAACUAGGAGUGGAGACCGACCAAGCCGACGCGUUCGGAAACACGGCGCUCCACGCGGCCUGCCGCGCGGGUCGGGACGCCGCGGCCUCCGAGCUGGUGAACCGCGGCGCCGACGUCGACCGGGCCAACCGCCGCGGCGAGGCUCCGCUGCACCUGGCCGCCGCCUCCUCCGGCGGGGCGCCGUGUCUGGAGCUGCUCGUCGACAACGGGGCCGACGUCAACGCGGGGAGUAAGGAAGGGAAGAGCCCUUUGCAUAUGGCCGCUACGCACGGCCGCUUCACGGGCUCCCAGAUCCUUAUCCAAAAUGGCGGCGAGACGGAUUGCGCGGACAUAUACGGCAACACUCCUCUACAUGUCGCCGCCCGUUACGGUCAGGAGUUGUUGAUCAGCACUCUGCUGACAAACGGUGCCGACAAAGCCAGACAGGGGAUGCACGGAAUGCUUCCGUUACACCUGGCUGCGCUGUACGGCUUUUCGGAUUGCUGUCGCAAGUUGCUCACAAAUGGCCAUUAUUACAACACGGCGCCUUCUUCAACAAACUGUCAAAUGCCUUCCUUUGGCUUUGAUAUAAACACACAAGACGAACUCGGGAGGACCUGUUUGCACGCGGCCGCAUUUGGAGGAGAUCUCGACUGUCUGAACAUGUUGUUGGAUAGCGGAGCCGACUUAGACGUCAAGGAUCAUUUGGGAAGGUCUCCUUUGCACUACGCCGCCGCCAACGGUAACGGCCGGUGCGCCGUCACGCUGGUGAGAGGCGGCUCGGAGAUCAACGAGUUAGACCUGAUGGGCUGCGGCCCUCUGCACUACGCCGCCGCAUCGCGCUCCUUCUUCGGCGGAGAGACCGGCGCAGACUUGGAAAAGGAACAAGAAGCCUCUCUCUGUUUGGAGUAUUUGCUGGACAGUGGAGGAAACCCAACCGUAAAGAACACAAAAGGUUACAGUGCGGUCCACUACGCGGCAGCUUACGGCAACAGGCAUCACCUGGAAAUGCUCUUAGAGAUUUCUUUCAACUGUCUGGAAGAGGCUGAAAGUAAUAUUCCUGUCAGUCCACUUCACUUAGCCGCAUAUUACGGUCACCGCGAAGCCCUCCGCCUGCUGUGCGAGACCUUGGUGAGUCUGGACGUGCGAGACGCGGACGGACAAAGUGCCCUCCACCUCGCCGCUGGGAGAGGUUUUACCCCCUGCGUAGAGGUGCUGCUGGAACACGGAGCUUCCUGCACGCUGAGAGAUGAUAAGCGGAAGAGGACCGCUCUCCAUGCCGCAGCCGCGGGAGGCCACGUGGACUGUCUGCUCUUGCUGGUGAAUGGGGAACACGGCGCCGACAUUAUCGACGGUCAAGAUACACGAGGACAGACCGCUCUCAUGUUGGCUGCUCUGGGUCGUCAUACGGAUUGCGUCCACAUCCUGUUGGAAAAAGGAGCCGAUCCGGACGCCGGCGACCAAAAGGGCUCGACCGCAUUACAUCGAGCUGCGGCGCUGGGCUGCGCGGACGGCGCGUCGGCUUUAUUGGAACACGGCGCCUCCGCUCUGUGUCGGGACGCUCGCGGAAGGACGCCGCUGCAUUUGGCCGCGUCGUGCGGCCACGCGCGGUUACUACGCGCUUUAUUACAAGCUGCGAUGAAAGCGGACCCUCUGGACUCCAUGUUGGAUUACAGAGGCUACACGCCCACUCACUGGGCCGCCUACCGUGGUCAUGAAGGAUGUUUACGCAUUUUACUUGAAAAGAAGCUUUUUGGCAACCAGGAAGGAAAUUCCUUCAAGCCGUUGCACUGUGCUUUAAUUAAAGGUCACGACGUCGCUGCUGGACUUCUCCUAAAGACGGUCGGAACUCAAAUCAUCCGUGGUCGUGAUGCCAAAGGAAGGACCCCGCUGCACGCUGCCGCCUACUCGGGAAACGUCACGGGGCUCCGACUGCUCCUGGCCCGAGGGGCGGAGCUGGACGCUCGGGACCGCGGCGGACGCUCCGCUUUAAUGGUCGCCGCUGACCGCGGACAUAGCGCGGCCGUCGAAUUCUUGGUGCACAAGGUGAAGCCAGACCUGACCCUGGUGGAUGUCAAUAAUAACACAGCCCUUCACUUAGCGUGCAUUAAGGGUCACGAGAUGUGCGCCCUGCUGCUUCUAGGAGUCAUCGGCGACCGCUCUCUCAUCGACGCCACCAACGACGCGCUCCAAAUGCCCCUCCACAUCGCGGCGAGGAAAGGUCUGGCGACGGUGGUACAGGUGCUACUCGGCAGAGGAGCGGCGGUCACGGCCGUGGACGGCGAAGGCCGCACCCCAGCUCUGGCUUGCGCCCCCAACGAGAAAGUGGCCGACUGCCUCGCCCUGAUCCUUUCCACCAUGAAGCCUUUUCCCGGCAUCUCCGGUUUCAACCCGACUCGAAAUAACUGCGGAAUGGCCGCCGGUCGCGGCUCCGACGGAGGAUUGCGUCAUCCCUACGUGGAGGGGCGUUCCGGCGCCGUCGACCUGCACCGGUGUCUCACGGAGUGA